UAUUGUAUGACUCAGAAGAGGCCAGUCUCUACAGACAGGAAGUACGUUAGCGCUUGCCUAGGGCUGCAGAGUGGGAAGACCCACACAACAGGGAGUGACUGCUACUGUGACCAGAAUUUCUUCUUCAGUGGAUCCUGGGUCUCCCAGAUUCAAAGAAGGAAUCCACCUGCAGAUCAGUGUCUCACUGUUAGGAAUCAAGAUCAGAGACCCACAAGAGCUUCCCAUGAACUCAGAACAGAUGAUCUUCCAACCUGCGAAGAAAGCCCAAUGCCCACUCUGGAAGAAGUCAACGCCUGGGCUCAGUCCUUCGACAAACUGAUGAUUACUCCGGCGGGAAGAAAUGCUUUCCGAGAAUUCCUCCGGACAGAAUUCAGUGAAGAAAAUAUGCUUUUCUGGAUGGCCUGUGAGGAACUGAAAAAAGAAGCUAAUAAAAACAUGAUUGAAGAGAAGGCCAGAAUAAUAUACGACAACUACAUUUCUACCCUUUCUCCUAAAGAGGUCAGCUUAGACUCCCGGGUCCGGGAAGUCAUCGACAGGAACAUGGGGGAGCCAUCCCAGCACGUGUUUGACGACGCUCAGCUUCAGAUUUACACCCUGAUGCACAGGGACUCGUACCCCCGCUUCAUGAACUCUGCUCUCUACAAGGAUUUGCUGCAGUCCUUAUCUGAGAAAUCAGUUGAAGCGUAGAAUUUUCAAAUAUAUUUAUUAUUGAUGAAAUAAUAAAAGAGCUCACAGGCUGCCUCUAGCACAGGGAGCUUAGGUAGUGAUGUCUUCUGCCUGAGUAACACUCGGCCAUGUUAAUAACCACGGUUUCCCGCCACAGAUAGCCAUCUACUCAGAACAGAAACUGUAGUCACCUUUAGUGAUUCUCUGGGGGGAGAAGGGCGUGGCUGUUUUUAGAAAGAUAGUGUAUUUACAAUGACAGCCACAGUAGCACGUGUCCGUGGCAGAGGACACACCGGAAGACCCCGUACUACCUACGGUACGCACACCCACAGAGCAAGCAGGACUUCUCUUUUGCAUGAGUCCACAGACACACUCCUUCCCCACCCUCCACGCCCUCAGAAUGACACUCAGAUGUUUCCCAGGCUCCCCUUCAGGCUGGUUUUGAAUGCGUCCCUUAUCAGUGCCAUCAGGGGACUCAAAUUCACAUUUCAUAAGGAUAUGAACACUUCUUGUGACAGCGGCAUUCCAUUUUAUCUGAGUGUGUGUGUGCAUACAUAUGUGUACGCGUGGAUCUCUCUACGUGGUUCAUGGAAAGCACUGUGGUCCUAAGUGGAUCGGCCUGGAAGAUUUGGUAAGAGAAACUUAGAAAAUUCUUUUGUUUGCAAGGAGUUACUGUUAACGUUAUUAUCAGAAUGUAUUAUCCUAAAAGAAUGAACUUUUAAGUUCACAGCUUGGUUGUGUUCACAACAAAACAUUCAAAUAAGCCUAUUUCCACUUUUACUAUUGAAAGAAAUAUGGGCAUUUUCACUCUUAAAAAAAUAAAGCACAAGAAUUUUACCUCAAUCUUUAUUUUUCUCAUGUAGAAGUGGAAGAUGAUGUAAGUGGGGACAUGUGCAGUGCACCCUUUAGCUCCCAGACUAGGGUUCUGUCUUUAGAUGCUGCCAUUUUUAUCAUAGGUAAAUGGAAGAACUUCAGAACUUAUGGGUAAAAAUACUGGUAGCCCUAAACCAUCCUGAAGAAACGCAUCUCUACAACAAUUGAAAAAGAUAGUCAAAAUCUGGAGCGAAACAAUGGGCUGGAAGUUCCUUCACAGGGGCCUCCGGUGGGGUGACUGUCCUUCCCCUGAGUCACGCUGUACCUGCCCCCCCAGCAACCUCCCUGUAUCUUCAUGACUCGCCUCAAGUCCCAACCUGAGUUCUCAGUAAACCAUUUUACCUCCCACUUUACUAAUGAACAUCGUGUCCCUGCCCCCCGCACUUGCCGCGUAAGCUACAGAUACACCGUAUAUAGAUGAGCAUCUCUUACCACCUCCUUCAGUUCAGACCCAGAAAAUGGAGCCUUCUUGCCUCCCUUUCAAGGUGUGAACCCCUGGCAGGUGCUGUUGAAUCCAUCUCUCCCAAUCUCAUUUUUCACUGAACAAAGAGGACACAAUUGCAAUUAAGACAUAAGCCCUAUCUCCUAGCAGUUCACAGUCAAUUAAGGGAGUCAGACGUGUCACUGGCAACCAUAAAAUAGGGCAGUGGGUAUUGCACGGAAGAGCCCAGCUGUGAGAGUCCUGGAGGAUCACGAGAUUUCGGCAGGAGGGCACCAAAGGCAAAGCUGCCUAACAAGAAGAACGUGUAAGUGUGGGGCAGGGAGGGCACUGGAGAGGAGGCCUGCGUCAUUGAAGCUGUCCCAAAUAGUCCAGUUAGGGACUGUGAGACAUACGUAAAAAUGGAGAUGUUGAGAAGUGAGGUGGCUGCAAGGACCCUGGCCAGUGAGAGCCUGGGACCGAUCGGGGAUUUUUUAGCAGGGACUGACAGCAUGGAAAAAGGGCUGAAGACAAAUCUGUACAAAGGCGGACAGGAAAACAAGAGGCCCAAAGGAGAUGAGAAGGAUUCACCUUCUCAAUACGGGUAGGAAGAAAGUCAGGGAACAUGGGGAUUCCUCAAAAACUGAAAAACAGCAGACGAUGUGUCAAACGGUCUAUAAAACCAGUGUAUGGUGCCCUAUGAUCGCAUUAAUGUACACAGCUAUGAUUUAAUAAUAAAAAAAAGAAAAGAAAAGAAAAAUAACAUGACCAGGAGCAUUUGCAGGGAAGGCGGCCAACGAUGGGGAACCAAAGCUCUCCCCCCACGCUCUCCCCACUCUGCUCUGGGAGCUUCACCAGUGGAGAACAGCCUGCAGUGGGCAAGGCCAGCUCCUCCGUCCUCCCUUCCCAUCACACUUCUCACACUGGCUGUCCCCAUUGUUUCAUCUCCUUGCUCACCCCUCCAGCCGCGAUGGUGUCCCCACUGCUCUGCGCAGCCCCGGGACGCUCUGCUCCCAGCCUCAGCUUCCCGACAGUGACAGAGUGGACAGCCCCUGACUUGCGAGGAUGCUCCCUGUUCUAUGAGACGGUCUCUGCUCCGCCACGUCCCUCUCGUCUCUCCCCGUUUCCUCCUAGCCAGCAGAGCACAGCAGCUGAAGGUUUGGGCUCCAGAUGGAUAUCCAGCUUGACCUUCUGACUUCC
This is a messenger RNA of Nycticebus coucang (slow loris), 3157 nucleotides long. It is a transcript of the gene RGS20, whose product is annotated as regulator of G protein signaling 20. NCBI's taxonomy places the organism in Eukaryota, Metazoa, Chordata, Mammalia, Primates, Lorisidae. The coding region runs from base 7 to 687 and encodes 226 amino acids. The record is from RefSeq and is a predicted model, not a curated record. The transcript has 4 exons.